Ctenopharyngodon idella (grass carp) is the source of this 1856-nucleotide messenger RNA. It is a transcript of the gene uts2r4, whose product is annotated as urotensin-2 receptor 4. Lineage: Eukaryota; Metazoa; Chordata; Actinopteri; Cypriniformes; Xenocyprididae. Gene Ontology annotation, biological process: regulation of blood pressure; blood vessel diameter maintenance; neuropeptide signaling pathway. Gene Ontology annotation, molecular function: urotensin II receptor activity. Gene Ontology annotation, cellular component: membrane. The transcript has a single exon. The coding region runs from base 736 to 1746 and encodes 336 amino acids. The record is from RefSeq and is a predicted model, not a curated record.
GAGUGGCUCGACCGCUGAGAUCACACCUACCUGAGAGAGAGAGAGAGAGAGAGACGGACACCAGAGAAUCCUGCAGACACAACAGAAUCCAAGAGUCUCUCAACACAACAGAACCCAAAGAAGCAAAGCUGGAUGGACGCAGCAGAGAACAUCACAUCUGUACGGUCGCGGACGGCGCUCUGUUAUACGGCAGUCCUGCACGGAGUUGGAUCAUGGAAUGUUUAGGACUUGUUGCCGAACUACUUAUCAGUCAGUCGCUCCACGUUUGUUUAGUACUUUGAUGUUUGAAGAGGCUUUUUUCUGCCACACUCUUAGAAAUAGAGGCUGCAUAAGGGUGUUUUUGCAACGAAGAACUGUUUUUGGGAACUGUUCUUAAAAGAACCACUUUUUUCUUCAUGUGAAGAGCAUUUAAUAAUCUAACAAGCCUUUUUUUUCACAAUAAAAAACCUUUAGUGUGUUGGAAAGGAUCCAUGGAUAUUAAUGUAUUCAGAUGCCAAUGAAGAACCUUAGUUUUUAAGUGCAUCAGUUUUAUAGGAGCUUCUCUGAAAGAGGGUGUUUUCAAGGCAAUGCCAUAGAAGAACCAUUUUUGGAACUUUUUUUUUCCACUAUAAAGAUUAUUUUGUGGAUUGGAAAAUUUCCAUGGAUGCCAAUGAAGAACCUUUAUUUUUAAUUGUUAAGUGGAACGAAAGCUCAGUUUUGUAGGAAACACUUGAAGUCAUUUUUUUCUUCUGAAUAAUGAGUAAUGGCAGUGCCGUGGCGGGAAGCGCUGGAGUGGUUUGGGUCACUCCGCUCCUGGGCUCCACCCUGAUCACCAUGUGUGUUUUAGGCAUGACGGGUAACCUGUACACACUUGCCAUCAUGCGAUCGGCCACACUGCGGCGCGCCGGCUCUUUGUACGUCUUCAUCCUCAAUCUAGCGGCGGCCGAUCUGCUCUAUCUGGGCACCAUCCCAUUCGUAGUCUGCACCUACUUCGCCCACGAUUGGUUCUUCGGGGAAAUGGGCUGCAGGUUGUUGUUGAGUCUGGAUCUGCUCACCAUGCACGCGAGCGUGUUCGUGUUGGUAGCGAUGAGUUUGGAGCGCUACCGUGCCGUCGCCACACCUUUCCGGGCCCGACGCUCCACCGCCCGCGGCCACUGGCUGAUGGCGUUGGGAAUCUGGGCGGCAGCAUUCCUGCUGACACUCCCCAUGAUGGUGAUGAUCCGACUCCGAGAGGGACGUCCGGCAACGGCAGGGCUCGUCAAACGCAUCUGCUUCCCAACCUGGACACCGGAGGCCUUCAAAGCGUAUCUCACGGCACUCUUCUUCACCAGCAUGCUCCUGCCCGGCCUGCUGAUGGUCGGACUCUACGCAGGUCUCGCCCGCCGCUACUGGGCCGCUCAAGCCAACCUGACCCACGGAUCCUCGCCGUCCGUCCGCAGGCGCAAACUGAAGCUCAAAGUGGUGGGAAUGAUCUUCUGCAUCGUGGUGGCGUACUGGGCGUGUUUCCUGCCGUUCUGGGGCUGGCAGAUGGCGAAGCUCUUCUCGUCCGAGUCGCUCCGCUCGCUGUCGCCCGCCGCUCACACCUACGUCAACUUCUUCGUCACCUGCCUGACGUACGGAAACAGCUGCGUCAACCCGCUGCUUUACACGCUACUGACACGCAACUACCGUGACUACCUGGCCCAGAGAGGUCAGUCCUCGGGGUCGAGUCGAGGGGACCUGGGGUCAGCUGCAGGGGUCAACGCCCUCCAGGAUCAGAUAGGAUGACUUCUGUUUGAGAGUGUAACGUGACUUUAGAAAUCAGCUGUUUUUGCUUCAGUUUUUUUUUUUACACUUGAUUACACGACUAAAACUGUUUAUUGCUCAGAAGUAACAAA